AUGGAGCUCUCUCAGGCCUCGGGUGCCGCCACGUGCACGGCCGUCGUGGUGACGUCAGCGCUUGUCGCCGCAGGAGUCGCCGCGUUCUCCAGCGGAGCGCUCUCGCGCACUGCGGCCGUCGUGACUGCGGGCGGCGCGGGGAAGGAGGCUACUAAUUCCCGUUCCGACGCGGUUUCCACGAAAGCGUCGAAGGCGAUGGACGGCGUUGUGGCGUGGCUGCCCGCGGAGAUCGCCACGUCGCUCGACGACUUCCCCUUCUUCCUCAAGUCAGCUGCUUUCCCCUCCUGCCACUCGCCGGUGAUUUAUUUGCUAAGCAAGUCGUUGAAUCUGACUGAUGUUCGUGUGUCGUCUCGCAGCAAGAAGACGCGCGAGCUGCUCACGGCGUCGGCCGGGAGGACGUUCCUUCGCGAGGGCGCUUCGAAGCGGUCCCACUCCAUCACCGCGGAGCUGUGCAAGGGGCUCGCCAAGAAGUUCGACGCCGCCUUGUUCCUCCUCGAUGGCUCCUUCGUGCACCUGCUCUCGCAGAGCUCGUACUGGCGGGGUGCGUCGAGCAGCCGCAGCAAGCCCGCGAUCUGGACUGGAGGAUCGGGCUUCGCCUAUUUCACGGAGAAAGGGGAUGCAGCUGCCACGCUUCAGGCCAUCUCCAAGACCUCUCGUGCGCGCCCAGUGAUCUGCCUGGUGGCGAGCGCGGAUGGCUGUGCGGCAGCGCUGGCCCAGACCUUGGCGAAGCGGGUGGAGGGCCCCCAUGGCGUGCUCGUCGUUGCCUCCUGCACUGCUGGCUGCGAGGACGUGCAUGCAGCAUCUUACUCGGAUGUGCAAGUGUGCGCUCCCAAGGAGAGUGAGAAGGUGCGGGCGUGGGAGGCGAUGCUGAAGGAGCAGAGUCACUACAUGGUAUGCGAGCGGAACCUGCAGGCCAUCUUCCUGGCGCUCAAGGCCCGCAAGGUGACGUGGGACGAGGACGUUGCAGACGCGCGGUUCAACUUCACGGCCUCCCUUGCUCCCGAUGGGCGUGCAGAGGUUGAGGACAUGAUCAACAUGGCCCUGUCGGAGCAGAUGCUUGCCGGCCGCACCAACGCACAGCUGCACGUCACACGGGACAGGCUGGAGUAUUCUUUGAGUCUCUUCUUUGAUGAGGAUGGCGCGUGCCAUGAGAAGACGGCCGUCACCAACGGCCAGGUGGUGCAGGGCAAGGAGCCAGUGGCGGUGCACAAGGCCGUGCUGCGAGUUGGCAUCCCUAAGGCCGACGAGGGCGCAGGCUCCAAGGUGGGCACGCCCAGGGGCGAUGCGGUGAAGACGCCUAGGGCAGCGGAGGCACUUGCUGCCAAGGUCGCCUCUCCCAAGGUGGCCACGCCUAAGAAGCCAGCUCCAGCCCCUGCCCCGGCAGCGGCAUCUGUGGGGUUUCUUCUGCUGUGUGUGCCUGGGCAGGACGACAACGACUUUGAGAAGCGCAUUCGCCCGGAGAUCCUGGCGCCGGGGAGCAUUGGAGUGACGUUUGAGUCCAUCGGAGCGCUGGAGAGCGUGAAGGAGUCGCUGAGGGAGCUGGUGCUCGUGCCGCUCAAACACCCCGAGAUCUUCAACAAGGGCGGCCUGCUGCAGGCGUGCAAGGGCAUUCUGCUGUUUGGUCCACCGGGCACGGGCAAGACGAUGCUGGCCAAGGCGGUGGCCACCGAGUGUGGGGCGAGCUUCAUCAACGUGUCCAUGUCCACCAUCACCUCCAAGUGGUUCGGCGAGGAUGAGAAGAACGUGAGGGCGCUCUUCACCCUGGCGGAGAAGGUGGCGCCCACCGUCAUCUUCAUUGACGAGGUGGACAGCAUGUUGGGGCAGCGCAAGGGGGCGGGGGAGCACGAGGCGAUGAGGAAGAUAAAGAACGAGUUCAUGACGCACUGGGACGGGCUGGUCUCCAAGGCGGGCAGCCGUGUGCUCGUGCUGGCCGCCACCAACCGCCCCUUCGACCUCGACGAGGCCAUCAUCCGCCGCUUCCAGCGCCGCAUCAUGGUGGGGCUGCCAGACACGGGCAACAGGGAGCUCAUUCUGCGCUCCAUCCUCAAGCACGAGCACGUGCACGCUGACGUGGACUACCGUGAGCUUGCGCAGCUCACUGAAGGCUUCUCUGGAAGUGACCUGAAGACUCUCUGCACUGCGGCAGCUUAUGGCGUAUUGAGGGAGGCGCUUGCAGCAGCAGAUGGCAGUGCUAGCGAGGAGGCAUUGGAGCUGAGGCCGCUGACGUUGGAGGACUUCCGUGAGGGCAAGAACCAGGUGUCGGCCAGUGUGGCUGGUGAGGCGCAAAGCAUGCAAGAGCUCAAGGAGUGGAAUAACCUCUAUGGGGAGGGUGGGAACCGAAAAAAGGCUACUCUUUCGUACUUUCUGUGA
This is a messenger RNA of Closterium sp. Naga37s-1, 2370 nucleotides long. NCBI's taxonomy places the organism in Eukaryota, Viridiplantae, Streptophyta, Zygnematophyceae, Desmidiales, Closteriaceae. The record is from the annotation of a GenBank genome assembly.